Xyrichtys novacula (pearly razorfish) is the source of this 2773-nucleotide messenger RNA. The record is from the annotation of a GenBank genome assembly. Lineage: Eukaryota; Metazoa; Chordata; Actinopteri; Labriformes; Labridae.
GGAUUACGUCGUGCCACGGAAGUAGAAUUUGCACAUGCGUAAAGACCUUCGAGAGGCUUCGCAGCUCGGUCCAAAACACCCGAGCUGCGUCCGAAUUGCCAAGUAGUAGUCGAAGUAGUAGUCGAAGUAGUAUCUAGCAUGUCCGAAUUGGCCACCGGAGCGAGUAGCAUGCUACUUCAGAUACUACUUCAGAUGCUAGACACGCCCACAUUGUAGGUUGGUCUCGGUGCAUCCUACGGACAUGCUACUGACCCAAAAUGCACCGCGGGCUUCUUCUUCGUCCUCUUAAAAGUUGUAGAAGCGCAUGUGAUGCUAGCGCCACCAGCUGCUCUGCCUAUUUAAAAGUGUCGCGAACGCCGGCUGGCCACAGCAGCGCGCACCAUGUCGGAGCAGCAGCAGCAGCAGGCGGGACCGCAGCAGUACAGAUGUAAGUUUCAUGUAACUUCACACACUGUCCUAAAAAAUGUGCGGUUGUAUCUCUUUGUCAUGUCAUGGUGUCAUAUUUGCCCAAGUAAUCAUUUUAUGAGCAAAUAUGUGGCGACAUCAUGGAGGUAAAGCUCACUUAUUCCAUCAUUAAACUGCACAGCUGCAGUACUACAGCCAGGCCCGCAGAUGAGGAGCUUCAGUUACCACUGUCUGCACGGGCGCAGUACCUACUCUCUGCCUGCGGGGGUCGUCUUUCCCCACCGCUCGUCUAGUGUGUCCGAAUUGGGCCAACGUUUUUAGUAUGUAGGAGUAGGAUCUAGCAGUAGCACGUAGCAGUAGCAUGUAGUAUCCGAGCGGGCAGUUCGGACGCAGCAACGGUAAAUUUUCUGUUUAUACAGCGAUAGUUGGUGACUACCAUCGUGUUUUAUGAUUAUGAGACGUGAGUUUAGUACCGCUUCAGAGAAAGGGAUAGAAAAUUAUGCAUGUUACAAAAGUUAAAGACGAUUUUCAUUGCUGUUUAUUAACAACUGAGUGAUGAGAGACAGCUAGUAUUGGCUAACUGUCGUCACUGAAGAUAGCAUCUUAUUUGCAGCUUCCGGUUGGGCUUUUAAAGAAAAGGUUAUAGAAACCACAUCUUAAUCCAGAACCACAACACCCAGACAUAAGUUUCAGAUAUUGUUCCCCUUGUAAAGAGAAAAACAGACAGUUAAACUCCCUUUUGUGUCAAGACCACAUAAAACCAGGUCCAGAUCCUAUACCACAAUACAUAGACUUCUCAGACCUGGCCUAAAUUACUGCAAAGAUGCUAAAAAGAUUGAUACAAAAAUUAAUUUACAAGCAGUCUAUGGUGAUAUCUCAAAAGACAAUUAAUAAUAAAUGGAUUAAAAACUGAAAUAUUUCUGCUAAUGAUGUGAAAUAACUUUAAGCAGAUAGGGCUGGGUGAUAUGGGAAAAAGUUUAUCACGGUAUGAUUUUCUUCAUAUCAGUCAAUAUCGAUAUAUAUCACGAUAUAAAAAAUGAAUUUCAACAGUGCUUAUUGGUAGCAUGUCUUUUGCAAUUCAAUAAGCCACUGCACCUGUGAGGUCUUUGUGUCUUUUUGACGUUUUGUCGUUGCGCUAGAGAAAGCAGACUGAAUGGUUGGCUGUUUUGGCUGCAGACUUGAAAAGUUCACAUCUUUGUAUACAAGUUUUAAUCAUGAUUUUACUGUUGAUGCAUUUUUCCAUUUCAAAUUCGAACCAAGGGUUGGUCCAUGAAAAUCUAGCAAUAAUUUUUUAACUCAUUGUCACUGGGAUAAAGACGUAUUGUAAUAUGGACAACAACCUGUGAUUCUCACUGUGUUCUUUAUCUGCUUCAGAUUCUUCAUUCUGCUGCAUUUUUAUUUCUGAGCCGCAGUCAUGGUUUGCAUUCCCUGCAUUGUGAUUCCUGUCCUGUUGUGGGUCUACAAGAGGUUCCUGGAGCCCAUCCUUUACCCUUUCAUUGCACCAAUUAUUAAUACUUUCUGGACCAAGAAGGCAGUCCAGGAGACUGGCACUAGUGACAAAAAAGCUGAAACGAGUAAUGGGACCUGCAAAGUAAGUUAAAAGGCAGUGAACAUUUGUCUUUAAGAACGUUUGAAUUAUCAUUAGAUUUUUUCUUUAAUCUUUUAUUUCAUCAGUACAUAAAUUUUGUGCCAUACUGGAAAACAAUACAAUCUUAUAAGUUGGGUGUUGUGGUAAUGUGCUGUAAACUUUCAUGUUUUCUCGCAUUGAUGAUGGACUGUAAGAUAAAUGCUUCAAGAUCAAGAACUAUGAUGUCUGUCACAGCAGAUCUAGUAUACUGUUGAAUUAAACACCACCUAAGCUACCUCACCUUUUUUGUAAACAACAAAAAUCAUCAUUAAUGUAAACCUUAUUCAAGAUGAGAAGAUGUCAUUUCUAACACCAUUUUAAAUGACACUUUCCUCUCUAUUUUUCAGCCUGAAAGCAAUGGUGUGGCCACUGCCAAUGGAUCAACUAUAGCAGCAGAUAAAAAGACAGACUGACACCGCUGAAUGUUUAUACUGCAUCUUAACCAGUGUAAAUAUUGCAUUAUUAUAGAUCUAAUAAAUACAAAGAUAAAUAAUAAAAAGAUGCUAUGAAUUAACUUAUACAUAUUCAUUGAUUUUAAGGGAGUCAUUUACCCUCCUUGUGUGUAUAGUGUUUAUCAAAUUUUCAUUUGUAUAACAGUAACUUCUAUUGUUGAUAACUAUUGUCUGUUAAUCAUGAGUUGAAACAUGUUAUUGUAUUUAAUUUUACAUGUUAAAUGACAUAGUUUUUUUUUUUAAGUCGGUCUUUCAGUUCAAUAAAUGAAUUCAAACUUUUAAAUAACAA